This is a messenger RNA of Paramecium pentaurelia, 1448 nucleotides long. NCBI's taxonomy places the organism in Eukaryota, Ciliophora, Oligohymenophorea, Peniculida, Parameciidae. The record is from the annotation of a GenBank genome assembly.
AUGGAAGAAUUAAAAAAAGGAGAUAUAAUUGCUGAAGAAUAUGAAAUCGUAAAUCUAUUAUCAUAAGGAUCUUUUGGAAAGGUUUUUUUGGGAAAAUCACGAUCCAAAAAAAUUGAGGUCGCAAUUAAGGUUGAAAAGAAUGAAGUUGCUCAUCUAAAUAGUUUAUAGAAAGAAGUAACUAGUGCUUCUUAUUAAAUACAAUUUAGGUUAGAAUAUUGAAAUAAUUAGAAGGAAUUGCCUAAAUUCCAAGUGUUUUUUGGAAUGGUUACUAUAAAGGAAUGGAUAUAAUAAUUUUAAAUAUGCUAGGAAAAGAUUUGAUCUAUUAUUUUCAUAAAUUUAAGCAUUUCUCUUAUUAGUGUAUUUGCAAUAUAGCCAUAUAAAUGAUUGAAAUUUUAGAACUAAUCCAUAAAAAGUAACAAAUAAAAUUUAUAAAAUUUAAGAAAUAUUAUUCAUAGAGAUUUAAAACCAGAAAAUAUUUUAGGAUCACCAAAUUCUUCAAAAAUAUAUCUAAUUGAUUUUGGUAUUUCAAAAGAUUUAGAGUAAAAUAAAAAAUCUAGGGAUAAAUUAUCUUUUAUUGGAACAACCAGAUAUGCUAGUUUAGCUGCUCAUUUAGGAGUUGAAUAAAAUAAAAAAGAUGAUUUAGAAUCAUUAGGAUAUAUCCUUAUAUUCUUUAUUAAUCAAACUCUACCUUGGAUGAAUAUAGAUAAAGAUGAUGUAUAUAGAAUUGAAAAAAUAGGACAAAUGAAGGAAGAAAUUACAUUAGAAUAAUUAUGUAAUGGUUUACCAUCAGCAAUAUUAAAGUACUCCUUUUAAUAUUUAGAUACAUGAAAUAUGUGAAGUAAUUAUAAUAUAAACAGAAACCUGAUUAUUAAUCAUUAAAAAGUUUAUUUAUUAAUGAAAAUCAAAUAAGUAAUGGUUUGAUUUUUGAUUGGAAUAAAAAGGAUUUCUAAGAAUAAAAAUAAAAAUCAUCAAAAUCUUUAAAAUCUUUAAAUAAUAUUCAAAAUACUAAAAGUUAAUUAAAUAAUAGAAAUAAAAAACAUUUUUAAUCUAUUCCCAAUAUUUAAAGAGAAAGUUAAGUGAAAAUAUCAAGUAAAAAAAAUUGUAGCACUUUUGGUUAAAAAGAAUCGAGUGAUGAACGUUCAAAUUCUAUAAAAUAGGUUUCUAAUUAAAAAAGCAUUUUUGUGGACUACUCAAUUAGUUAUGAAUAAACUAAAAUUUCAAAAAUUUCACAAUAUAGAUAGAAAAGUCAAAAAAGCAUUUUUGGUAAAAUACAUCAAAAAAGUUAAUAACUUAAAGAGUCUUCUAUAAUACCUAUCCAAUCAGAAUAAUAAUUAUAUGAAAUGGAAGAAUCAGAUUUAGAACUAAAGUAUAAUUUAUUGCAUUAUACUUCCGUAUAUUAUAAUUAUAAAAAUCCAAUCUAAGAGUUUAAAGUUGUUUAAUUUAGCUGA